AUGGGAGGCAAGGCAUUCUCUCGUUCGGAUCCUCCUCUGGAGACUCCUCGCAUGCCCAAGGAGGUUUAUCUUGAAGUUAAGAAUAAAGUCGUUCGCGCUCUAACCCCUGCUUUUGGCUGGAUCGAUUCCCCCCUUGACGGUCCUGGUAAGAAAGACUUUGGCGACAUCGACAUCAUCGUCUCUGGCCUCAACGGCGGUGACAUGCGCAAGGAGAGCGUCCUCGCUCUCGUUAACCAACUUCUUGAGGCCGAAGCUCAAAUCACCGAGCCAGGAAGCGCUGUAUCCGCUCAUUUUGCUAUCCCUUGGCCCAAAGACCUUCCUCAGCCUGAUAUUCAUGACCCGCUUCAGGACGAUGCUUCCAACGCGCUCAAGUCCUCUGCUACUCCUCUUGGAGCCAUCGCAUCUGCUGGCACCUCUUCUGAUGAUUCGUCCCGUCCUCAGUCUCGCGCCCAAGAAACUUUCGAGUCCAACGCCGAGCCUCUAACUCUCAAACAGCUACGAGACAAGGAAAAAGAACUUGUAAGUUUGAGCUCUACUCAUAAACGAGUGGUAACAAGCAUGAGAAAAUACUAA
Fusarium graminearum PH-1 is the source of this 573-nucleotide messenger RNA. RefSeq lists its product as uncharacterized. NCBI's taxonomy places the organism in Eukaryota, Fungi, Ascomycota, Sordariomycetes, Hypocreales, Nectriaceae. The coding region runs from base 1 to 573 and encodes 190 amino acids. The transcript has a single exon. The record is from RefSeq and is a predicted model, not a curated record.